CGCAUCUGCAUUGUCGUUGGAAGUUGGAGAUUGGAAGUUGACAGAGAUUAAGCGAGCAAAAAAAUUUAUUGAGGCAUCAAGCGACACAAGGGGUGGGGGGGGGAAGAGAGAGAAAUCUAAGAAAGCACUGUUGGCUGACGGUGAAAAAUGCUGCAAACUUACUAAUUUGUUUUUAAAAUCAAGUGCAGCUUCAGCUAGCAUUAGCACUAAUACUGCUAGCACUAAUGUUAGCGACACAGCUGAGCCAGCACACCAGAGAGAAAGACAGGACAGUGAGGAAUAUGAGCAAGAGCAAGAACAAAACGAGCAAGAGGAGGAUGAAGAGGUAGACAUGGAUAACGAAUGACGGAGAAAAUCGAUAUGGCAAAGGAGCAAAAGGGCAGCAGCAGCCCCUGCACGGCACGGCAAGGCACGGCUCAGCGUCAUAGUCACGGACGUACAGAGAGGGAGGGAGGAACAGCAAACCGCAUCAGCAUUGCCACUGCGCACAAAAGAACCACCGUGUGUCAGCAGACAGCCGCCAGUGUAAAAUCCCCGUUCCCGUUUGAAUUUAUUGUGGCGUCUGCUGGAGCUGCACGGAGGUAUACUACAGGUGCUGGAUCCGCUGCAGGAACACUGAGGUCAGGAGCGGAGGAUCAGGGACCCUGUACGAUACGGGACACCGCCCGGCCGCCUGCUUCCCCCGCUGCUGGAGCUCAGGAACGGUCACAGCAGUCAUACAGAAUACCAAAGAGGGAGAUGAGGGAUGAUCCAUCUGAUGAAGAAUGAAUAAAGGGACAAAGUAAAGUUAAAAAAAAAAAAAAAAAAACACGAAAAAGAGGCGAAGGAGGUGAGAAACUAGGUCAACAGAGGAGAACAACGGGCAACAGAAGGAGGAGAAAAAGGAGGUGGGAGAUCUGAGGAGCUCCAGGACAGAGUUGAGGAUAGAUAGUAACACAAGGGGGGGAAAACACAGUCCUGCAAGAGACUGGCAGGAGACUGAAAGCUUUGGAAAGGUAAGGACAGAAAGCCAUGGAGACUGGUUGAGGGAGGACAGACGCAUCUGGAUGGUCUCCAUUGCGACGGUCAGCAGGUUCCCUCCCCUUCAAAGAUGGCCUCCAACUUCAAUGACAUUGUCAAGCAGGGCUAUGUACGCAUGCGCAGCCGCAAGCUGGGGAUCUAUCGCCGUUGCUGGCUGGUGUUCAAAAAGUCCUCUAGUAAAGGUCCUCGUCGUCUGGAGAAAUACCCUGAUGAGAAGUCCGCCUACAUCAGAGCCUGUCCUAAGGUGACAGAGAUUAACAACGUCAAGAAUGUCACACGGUUGCCUCGAGAUACCAAAAGACAGGCAGUGGCCAUUGUCUUUACAGACGACACCUCCCGCACCUUCACCUGUGAAUCAGUUUUGUGCAAAUUGGAGCUGGAGGCAGAGGACUGGUUUAAGACACUGUCAAUCGAGUGUCUGGGUACACGGCUCAAUGACAUCAGUAUGGGAGAGCCUGACCUCCUGGCUGCUGGAGUGCAGUGUGAACACACAGAGCGUUUCAACGUGUUCCUCCUCCCCAGCCCCAACCUGGACAUCUAUGGGGAGUGUAUGAUGCAGAUCACCCAUGAGAAUAUUUACCUGUGGGACAUUCACAACCCUCGCACCAAGUUGGUGACCUGGCCACUCUGCUCCCUGCGCCGCUACGGCCGUGACGCCACCCGCUUCACCUUUGAAGCUGGACGGAUGUGUGACAGUGGAGAGGGUCUCUACACCUUUCAGACCAGAGAGGGAGAGCAGAUCUACCAGAGGGUUCACUCCUCUACACUGGCUAUAGCAGAGCAGCACAAGAAGGUCCUGUUGGAGAUGGAGAAAAACAGCAGAUUGAUGUCUGUGGGUUCAGAUCCUGGCUCCUACCCCUGCACCCCUACCUCUAUCCUGCCCAGAUCUGCCUACUGGCACCACAUUACUGGAAACCAGACCGGCAUGGAUCAUGGCAGCGGUGAUGCUGCAGAAGACCUGCUGUCCACCCACCUGCCUCCAGAACACCAUGCCACACUGCCUCUGAAAAAUACACAUGCACAGUCCCAGUCACACAUACACACACACACUCCCCAACACACUACUCCACAUGUGAACAGUGACGUGCACAUACAAACACAAGGAGGAAGACAUGAACAUUGAAAAAGACGCAGACGCAAACACACAUAUGCAUGCAGGCACAAACAAUUCACUGACAGACAAGCACAAACUCCCUCCUUAAUAUUUUCACAGCUGAACAUUACACCUCACUGGAGAUGUUAUACGUGGGACUAACACUGGCAAACCAGCCAUCCUCAAAUAAAGAAGUUAGAACUAAAGAAGAACUAAAAUCCUCUAAAGACUGCAAGGAAAUUGGGCUUCCUUACACGACUGCAACUACGACAGUUCCAUGGUAGUUGGGAUUAUGAUUUUUCACAGAGAACCUCUGCCCGGCAAAGUAGCAAACAUUGCCUACUGAUUAAACUAAGGACUGUGAGCUCUCAGUAUAUUUCAAACCGCUGGUGUGUCCACCCAUUUCCACUUGUGCCACUCUCAGAGGUUUUCAGUGAAAUUAUGAUUUAAAGGUCCCAAAUGCCAAAAUGAGCAACACUAGUGGUUGCAGUUCAGCACUAGUAUUAGACCAAAACAAGCCCGCAUGUCAGCCACACCCCUCUCCCUUUGGCCCCAUGCACCCCGCUCUCUCAACCCCACCAUUCUCAGCAUCAGCAGGUGUUGCACAGCACAGAGAAAGCAUCCUUUCUAUACAGGGAAUAACAGAAUAAAGUUACCCUUUUGAGGGACAUGUAAAGUAACAAUGUUAGUAUAUUGGGCAAGUGAGAGGAUGUACACCUUGGCUAUUAUGUGCUUUGGAGGUGGUGCCAGCAAGCAAAGAGUAAAUGCACAUCAAAUGUGUGUUCUCAAUGUGUUGUCACAGUUACCCUGAAAAAGUAAUGUGAUUACUGAUUACUCUCUUAAAAAGUAACUUUGUUCCUAUACUGAUUACUUGUUUUUAAAAGUAAGUUAGAUUACAAGUUACUUUAUUAGUUACAUUUAGCUGCAGACAACACCCCUGCCACCUCAACAUAAAAUGACAACCGGUUUUGCCAGUACUCACUUUAUUGGGGAAGUGCAUUUUUAACAGUAACAUCAAGCACGGCAUUGAUAGUAGUAGCACCAAAUGAGGGCAAGUCAACCGUGUUUAAGUGCAGCAUUUCCUCUACAACAUACCGCCCGACAAACUUCUUCAACUGUUCCCAACUUGUUUGUUUUGCACCAAAGUCCAGCUUUUGUUGUUUGGGUGGUCGGGGACCUCCUGCAGAAGUUGAGGCUGUGGCUUUGCUGGCAGCUCUCUGCUUAACACAGCCUGGUGGGACUUGCUCUGUAAACUUAGCUGUGCUGCGACUCUAAAUGUUUCUUCAAAUCUGACGUUGUGUUUUUGGAGCUUGAUUUGUUGCCAGCACAGAGUGUACAAUGAACCUUAUUAAUAUUUACUAAUAUUCUCAUAUUAAGCUGACACAAAUUCAGUUCCAUUCCAUUGUUGUUUGUGUUUGUGUGGUGUUACACACGAGAUGUCCUCAUGCUGAAAAACAUGACUCGUCACUUGUCAUCAUUCCCCGAGACGAAAGAUGAAAGCAAAAAUAAAUAUUCUUACCAAGAAAAAUGACAAAAAUAAUAGUAAUACACAGUUACCUGAUUAAGUAACUUUAAUCUGAUUAAAUUUGUAAAUAUUAACACAUUAGAUUACUCGAAACUGUUACUGAAAAAAGUGGUCAGAUUAGAGUAACGCCUUACUAACCUACUGGCAUCACUGGCUGUGACUUGUGGGGACAAACAAAGACCAUGUUUUUCCCAUGGGACUGGGCUACUUUUGAUGAUGAAGGUCAGGUAGACCUAGUUUCAUGCAAAUGUGGUAUACUCUAACCAGUGGCGAUUCUAGACAAAUUUUACAAAUUUCAUUUUAAAGAGUGCAUCGAUUGAAACAAUGAGGUAGGGCCAUCAAAAAUGAGAAAUUAAAUACAGUAGGACAGUGCUGCAAAAGGUGGGCAUGGACCCCUGACCCCCUCAUACAAUAGUUUGGCCUAAAGCUCCGUCUCCUCUCCACCAUCAGAGUGUUUGGAAAUAUGUUCAGCUUGGGCUGCACUGCUACAUCAUUUUUGGACUUGCUGAUAUCUGUAGAAAGAUGCACAGUAAACAUAGGGCACAACUAUAAACAACAUUUAUUUACUGUUGUAUGCAUUUAUUUUAAAAUGUAGGCCACAUAUUUGUUUAUUUUUUUCACAUAAGAAUCACAUCAAUGACGCAAAAAAGAAUUUGUUUCAAAAUGCACCAUUUUAUGGACACACUGUACUAAGAAUUGUAAUGACACUGCUCUGCAAAUGGCCUGAACAAGAACACCUUUUCUACAUCACAAACCUGAUGGUGCAGUACUUGAUCCACAUGGAUCCACUUGCUGUUCUUCUGGCUGUUCCCCUCUCUGUCCCUGUAUGUUUUCUUCCUCCUCACCCUCUGGAGUGUCCCUCUCUGUGUCAGUGCCCUCAGUCUGAUCACCUGCCCUCUCUCCAACCCCCAUCAACUCCUCAGCUCUUCCAAUACCUUGAUAUGUUUCUCUCACUUUUUUAUUUACUGGGGCAAAACAAGCUGCAAUGUCCCUUCCUCAUUUCAUGAUAACUAAUAGAAGAAGAAACACAACGCAGAGGCAUCCGUCUCAUUUCAUAAGUAACCAUCCCUCCCGAUUUAACAUGUGUAGAUACCAUUCAUUACUUUCCUCAGUAAACUUAUUAUUUAUCGUAAUGCAACAGCCAAGACUGAUAAAGUUACGAGGUUAACGUCACAACAUUGUGUAGAACUAGCUAGGAUACUGACAUUCGGAUUUGGUGAGUUUGCCUCGAUAUUUAAACAUUGCAAGACCAGAAAUUUACAAACUUGAUUUUCUUAUCGGAGUGAGGAACAACAGUAACACGGUUACAUGCAAGAAAUCACUUUAAGAGAUGAUAUUGUUUUGCUUACCUUCACCUCUUGCAACAAGACAUUAGUGCAGGGGUACUCAAUUAGAAACUCAAAAGGUCCACUCACCAAAUUUGAAUCUGUCCAGGGUCCGAAACAGUGAUGGUGUAAUUCCAAAGUUCUAAGGAUGAUGUGUUCUGUCCACAUCAGUGUGAAAAGUGACCAUUUUUUUUGUGCCACCGGUUCUUUAAACUUGGGCACAAAAGGUUUGAGGGCCAUGCGUAGACACUGGUGUAAGUCUUCAUUAAUGAGUGUACUCCUGCAUUUGUUCUUCCCCAUAAUCAUCGUUGAAAAGGCUAACUCACAACAGUAUGCUGAAGGGAAGAUGGUGAGAAUGUUCAGGGUCAUUUUCUGCAAGGCGGGGACACCUGCUGCAGAGACUAUCUUUGUCCAAAAAGUUGCAGGGUCACACAGAGAUUCCUGCAGUGCAAGGUUUUUCUGAAGCUUAAUCAGCUCUGAUUGAAUAGAAGCAACACUAGCCCAUGGGCAGACCUUCAAGGCUUCAAUCGAGAAUUCUUCUUUUCCAGGAAUGGAUUUUCAAUGCACAAUAAGACCUGUUUUGCCAGAGGGAAAUCUCCGAACCGGGUUUCAAAAAAUUUCAAUCAAUUUGUCCAGGAAUUCCACGUAACUGUGAUGCUGUGUUCCUGAAGCUAGACUUUUCAGUUUUGGGUAGUGAAGCAGGCCCUCCUCCUGUAUGUCACCUAUUUCCAGUUUCUUUCGAAAAGCACGAAAAGCUGACAUGAGGUUACACACUGUGUUAUUUUUGCCCUGAAGUUUCAAAUUCAGAUCAUCGAGGUG
Messenger RNA from Acanthopagrus latus (yellowfin seabream), 5782 nucleotides. RefSeq names its product docking protein 4 (gene dok4). Gene Ontology annotation, cellular component: cytoplasm. NCBI's taxonomy places the organism in Eukaryota, Metazoa, Chordata, Actinopteri, Spariformes, Sparidae. The record is from RefSeq and is a predicted model, not a curated record. Bases 1091 to 2143 code for a protein of 350 amino acids. Gene Ontology annotation, biological process: cell surface receptor protein tyrosine kinase signaling pathway; positive regulation of MAPK cascade. The transcript has 13 exons.